Molecule: messenger RNA, 5788 nt
Organism: Athalia rosae (coleseed sawfly)
Lineage: Eukaryota; Metazoa; Arthropoda; Insecta; Hymenoptera; Athaliidae
Gene: Pcl
Product: metal-response element-binding transcription factor 2
Exons: 9
Coding region: 311-2461 (716 amino acids)
Biological process (GO): chromatin organization; regulation of DNA-templated transcription
Cellular component (GO): nucleus
Molecular function (GO): DNA binding; chromatin binding
Source: RefSeq, a predicted model, not a curated record
ACGGGAUGUAUUCGAAUUUAUUACAUAUAGAAUGAUAUUAGACCGGACUUUCGGUUCAAAUGAAUAGCAAUAAGUGCGCGAGGUAACUAGAAACCUACUUGAUGGAUGUACGGAAUAAUUAUUACUGCGAUAGGUGAUCAGAGUCUGUGGUAUAGUGCGUAAAUAGGCAAUGAAAUAGCUUUUGCCGCGCGCAGUGUGUCGGGCAACCGUGGCGGGGCCCCCAUGGUUGUAAAUGGCUGACGAGCUGGAAAAUGAAGAAUAACAAUCGCGUGUGAUAUUACCGCCUCGACGCUAAGCUGCCGGGUAGAAAAUGUCGGAGCCAGAGGAGAGUCCGGCUGCGCCGGAUAGCACGACUAAAGAGCAGCGUCUCGGUUUCUCCCAUGGCGAAGACGUUCUUCUCCAGCACAAGGAUGGCAAAUAUUAUCUUGGUACUGUAGUGGAGGUGGAUUUAGUAAGGGAAAGAUGUCUCGUCAAAUUUUUAGACAACACAUCAUCCUGGUCAUCGGUCAAAGAACUGGCAAAACUGGCAAUGCCCGAAUCAGACGUUAUGUGCGUUUUGUGUAAAAAGUCACAACCUAAGACCGAUAAUGAUAUUAUUGUAUGUGAUAAAUGUGGCCGUGGUUAUCACCAGCUUUGUCAUCAACCCCAAAUCACAAAAGAAGAAACAUUGCCUGAGGCACAUUGGAUGUGCAAGAGAUGUAUAGAUAGCCAACCGAGGAGCCGGGAGCCACCAGAACCCAAAAACUCUAUGGUGAAAGCAAACAUUAGAAAAGUUUGUAGCGGCAGAGACCAGCCCCAGCCUCCGCCUGAUGAUAUGACGAAAUUACCUUAUGAUCCUGAAAUGCUCAGCUGGGAUGCACAUCACAGGGUGAAUGCAGAGCAGAUUUAUUGUUAUUGCGGUCUGAAUGGUGAAUGGUAUACACAAAUGUUGCAAUGUGCAAGGUGCAAGCAAUGGUUUCAUGAGAAAUGCGUCAGCUGCUUGACUUGUCCUCUAUAUAGCGGAGAUAGGUUCUAUGUGUUCGUUUGUUCGAUGUGCAAUUACGGCAAGGAAUUUGUCCGUCGCCUGGAGUUGAAGUGGGUGGAUUUGGUACACCUCAUGCUGUACAAUCUGACAGUUUACAAUGCCAAGAAAUACUAUGACUUGGAUACUAUUAUUGUACCCUAUGCGAAUGAGAAUUGGAAUGCUUUGCAACUUCCACCUAGGAUACGAGAUGUCAGUGCACAAGUACGCAGAGACUCUAUCCUUGCGAUAUUAACAAAUAAUAGAAACAGGUUCAAGUGUGGUAGAGAGAUAAAAAAGCGUACAACUAUUUGGGGGUUGCGUGUCAGGUUGCCACCGCCUUGUCCGGUAGUAAAUCUUCCCGCAACUGGCAACAUAGAUGACUCUGUGCUGCGCAGGUGUUGGGGGGCUAAUAAAAGGCUACAAUACCUUCCGCCACCUACUAAUGCCGACUGUCCUCUCCCUGCUGCAAAGUCUCAAGGUGUUAAGGAUGCCAGGUAUAAGAAAGCUAGGAAACUGCUCAAGAAUGCUAUUGCAAAGAGCAAAUCUCGGAGUCCGGAAGCUUCAGAGCUGCCACCAACUCCUCCGACUUCGGUAUCGGGGCCACCCACUCCACCUGCAACAACUUCAGGGAUGUCUGAACUUUCUGUUCCAAGCUCAUUGGACUUGAUGAACACUCUGCCGCUGUCGACACCUGUAGACACAAGCGGUGAUGAGACCAGCUCCAGAGGUACCCUUGACUCCUUUAUUCCACCACCAAAAGACUUUGAAGGAAAAAAUAACCCGUUUAGAAAUCUUAAUGACUUGCUGGGCACACCUUGUGGCAUUGGCCAAGGUAGUUCCAGUACUCCUUUAUCGAAUAAUAACUGCCCAAUCACGCUUCCCCUGCCACUCACCCCUGUCAUACCACAACCACCGAUUGUCCGACCUGCGAAACGACAGUUAUCGGAAAAAGACAUUAUCAUAGAUAGAAAUGGUCAAGUUAAAAGAAGAAGACAGCAUAGGAGAGGACGUCCACCACAUCAGCCACAAUUUCAACCAACAGCCAUAAAAACAGCGGCUAUACUUCCCGCCCGCAACAACGAAGUUAAAAGCGAGUUUGUUCGUAAUCUGCGCAGCUCUUUCAACAACUCGUCAAGUAGUAGUAAUAGCCAAAUUGGUAACUGUGUAGACUAUGCCCUCAACGGAAGGAGGUUGAGGCAGCGGCAAAGUAACGAGAAAUUGCCGCCUCCGGACCCUCAGCCUCAAAAAAAGGGUAGCGUACCUUCGUCCCCAAAGUGUUCACCAGUUAAACAAAAUGCCCCUGACAUAUCUAUGGAUGAUCUCAAAUCGUCGGUUAAUAUUUAUUUCGGUGCUGCGAACAGGAUAGCAGCAGGAGAAAAGUUUUUCAUUAGGGCUAAGAGAAUUGGUUCCAACGGCCAGACGCAGUAUCUAAUUGAAUGGGAAGGUCCCACCACCUAACGAUAGAAAAUCACUUUCCAAUUCAGACAAAUAUUUUAUUGUAAUCUAAUAAAGUGAAAUGUUCAGUGUUUAAUGGAAGAUAUACAAUAGCUGUCGAUCUUUGGGGUUCGAUCAUGGCGAUAAAUGAGUUCAGACUACAUUCACUGACGUUUUCUAGGUACCUUCAACUGUGAACCAUGUUAGUUGGUGUAUGUUGCGUAACUGUUUUUGUAAACCAGACUCUUAUGGCUGCAUUGUCUUAAGUACAGGUUCAAAUUUAAAUCAUCCUUCGUCCACGCGAGCUAAACUUGAUUUUUAACACAGCAAAUUUCAGCUUCACGGUUCAUCGCUGGCUGAUGAACUGCCCGAAUUUUAAUGUAUUCUAUUUUUUAAAUUUGCAAAACUUGAUUUUAAUCGCGGCUGGAGAUCGUACUUUAGUUUUGUCCCCUUGUGAAAUUUUGAUUUCUACAAUUUUGUUUCCUCUGCAAAUGGAAGCAAAAGCACUGUAAUCAUAUGAUACGCAAUUUGUAAUUAAUUCUAUGAAAUCUAUUAUGUUGAUUGUCAGCCCACGUAUGUUAAUGUCCCGGUUUUAUAGUUCAUCUGAAGGAGUAACACCCUUCAUCGGUCAAUAGUGGCAACUUGACUUAUUUUCAACUUAUAUAUGCCUGCCAAGUAAAAUUAUUGACCAUCCAAAUUAAUGUCUAUUAUCAAAAUCAAUCUUCAGUAGAACCGAUUUUAUAACAACAGAAUUACAAAAACACUUAAGCAUCUUUCUUAUCCAUUGUAAAUAGUGUAGCAUAGUAGUCUAAACAAAUGUCGGUAAAUGUGGUCUAAGCAACACUUAAUAGGGAUUGUAACGAAAGUUCCAUAUCAAUGAAGACGAACAAGUAUAAAAUUCGUGAAUAACACGACACGAACAAAACGAUACAUAAAAGUACAUACACGUUUCACGCUAUACGAUUACGUCCAGAUAUGUACAGGGGUGGAAUUACGAAGUUGAAACUUUCGUCAUUCUAAUGAUAGUUGAAUUUUGACAUGACUUGUUUCCCACCUCUACUCUCCAGACUAAGGCGCAUAUAAUUCCAGAGUAUAAUUCUCCAUUUCCACAAACCGUCUUAUCGGUCGGUUAUUAGAGAACUCUGGCCUUUAUGUACAUCUGGACAAAUCAAUUGCACUGACAUACUAGCCAGAGUUAGUAGUUAGAGCUAAAAAAUAAUACAAAGUAGACCUGCCCGACAGAGUUAUUUUUCAAUACAAACGUAGAUUUAGCCUUUGAUUUCCACAUAUUCAUCUUCUUGGAUUAUUCAACGAGAAGAUCCAUACAGGUGGUCUAAUCAUCGUACGUGAGUUCAGAUUUCGUCCAGAUGAAACUUCCUCGUUCCAUGUUUCCGCUUCAAUCGCAUAAUAUUUACUCCUUGUUACAUUAACAGCACCGUGUGCGUAAAUGUCGUACAGUAAUUGUAAACCUCAAUUUGAUCCCGUUAUUGCUCUGAAAAUCAAAAGUUAAUCCGAGUAGAUGAAUAUGUAGGUUUAACAUUGCUCACUAUCACACAAGACUAAAGAUAUACUAUCUACCUGUCCGAUAUAUUAGAACCAAAAUAUCAAUCUUAAUUCUAUCACAAUUUUUCACCUAACUGAGCCAACUGUGCAGGCAUUGACUGUAGCUUCAGAUAGAAACCAAUACGUGCUACAGCUCAAACAACAAGUUUCAGAUGAAAGCUACGCUUUGUAUUCAUUAUUUCAAAUCAAACCACUACAUGCUUAUAGGGCCAGUCCACGUCGUCAAAUGAUGCUGUUUCCUCUCUGUCGCACGCCAAAAACAUCAAUUCUGUAUGUAAUUAAAAAGAGCGUUUACAGUUAGCGAUUCUGUUACCAUACAUAUUCGUGUUCUUCAACAUUCAAAUAAUUUUGUUUCUUGUUACGUGGUUGUUCAAUUCGCGUUUAUUUUAGGAAAUGCUGUAUAAUUAAUGCAGUAAAACAAAGUCUGUGCUGUGUCCAUAGGGAUGGAAAUUUGGUCUGAUAUAUUUCUUAGUCGGUUAAAAAGACUAUAGCGAACAGAGGAAAUUUUUUAUUAUAAUUUGAAUACGAAAAAUCUUCUUAUGAGUGUUGAUAGAUACAAAAUAUAUUCUCUGGUGCGCGUCAAGUCGGUAAAUUGUUCUCAUAUCGAGAACAGGACGAUUUUCUUUGUGGAACAAGUUGCACAGUAUUCUCAGUUGGGUUAUAUUAAUUUUGAAGCAUUUAAAUUAGGAGAAAGUAAAAAUGAUACAUUAAAUAAUGUAAUAGGGAAUUCUACGCGGUACUUCAAACGAUAGGAGCUUAUUAGAAAAUUUAAAUGAGUUUAGCUUUUGUUGUCUCAAAACUGUUGUCGUGUAACGUUAUGAAGAUAUAUUUCCCAUUAAUUUCUAUGACAUUGUGAAUGGCACAGUAUAAUAAACCAUAAACGAUUACGUAUUACGAUUGAAAGUGAUACUUGUACAGAUAGUUUGUUUAUACUAAACUAUCGUGAGUAUUCUCCAGCUCCAAUUAUUUAAAUCUCUGUGUAUUAUAAUUGUGCGUUUUAAUUUCAAUAUAAUUAGUACGAACGUACAGUAUUGCAGUACAAAAAUGACGAGGUUUUUAAAUUUCCAUGCAUUAUGCAGGAAUUAGUUUCUUUAGCGUUGCCAUACAUUCGUUGUUUAAGUCCGUUGGUUUUUGGUUUAUACUCUGCUGUAUCAGAACAAUUUUCAAAUGUAGCCUAUCUCGGAUUUGACAAGACGAAAGAGGAAAUUAUUAUAACUGGUUGAUCAGAAAAAACAUGUAAUAUCGUUGGCAACGCUGUACUCUUUAUUCUAAUCUGUUGAUCCAGUACUGCACUGUAUAGCCUAUAUAGGCCAUAUUGUUUUUUCUUUAGGGAAAUGUAGGUAAUAUUGGACGGAAACAGGAAACGUACACUGCCAAACUUCUAAUUUAUAUUUAAAGAGAAUGUUAGAUAUUGAUUAUUGCUUUACUAUAAUAAUUAUGAUAACAAUAAUAAUAUCGAUAAUAUUAUCAAUAAUGAUGAUAAUUUUUUUUUUCUAAAUGUAAUAAAUCUUCGGUUUAGUUUUUUCUUUAAUUAAAGUUAAAUGUGAUAUAUCCAUUAGAAUUAAUAACGUGAUGUAUCACAACCAGAGCAAGUAGUUUGAAAAAGAGGUUCGUCGUUUGAAGAAAAAAAGACUUUAUUUAAAUUAAUUGAUGUCUGAAAUAUGUAUGAGUCUAUAAGAUAAUUUUUGUAUGGUGUCAACGAAGAAACCGGUAUAUUUUACCAUUGAUGGUAUUCAUAUACCUCAUUCUGUAAGAAUAAAAAGAAAAAAAAGUAUAGAAACAAUGUCA